AUGAAUGUGGUAUCGCCUCGCCGAUUCCUCAAGACGUCCGGAUUCCAGCCCUUGUCGUCAACUGCGUUGCUUGUCGUGGUCUUUGUGACGACGUUCAGCGUUGGCACAGACGUUGUCCAGAGACCCGAGGUGACGCCGUGCAUGACUGGGAAGCGUGGCUUUCGUCUAAGCGAUUUCACCAUCCAGGACUCCAAGGUGGGGCGCUACAUGCGCGUCAACUACACGGUCGACGUCCUCCGCCAAGGCGAUCGUUCGCCGGCCGUCAAGUUUACCGUGCACAACUCCCUCGGGUUGCGGACUCCUUGCGUCGACGACUUCGGCUCCUGCACAUACAAGGCAUGCGGAGGUACCAAGUUGACCGAGCGCAUGAUCGGCGCCGGCUGGAACAACAGUUGCGAGAACAUCCCGUUGGGCACCUACCAGUCGUCGAUACUACUCAAGGUCAUCCCUGCUGUCCGACUUGUGAUGGGAAACGGCACAUUCAACAUCAGGGUCGAGGGAAUCACUGACAAAGGACAAGUUGAAUGCGUGUCUUUUUACAUCUUCAUCGAAGACUGAGCGAAAACAUGGCCGACCAGAAGCACUGGCGCUGUUCGUCAUCGUGGUAUCUAUUAGUGACGAGGUGUGCCCA
Messenger RNA from Rhipicephalus sanguineus (brown dog tick), 631 nucleotides. RefSeq lists its product as uncharacterized. The record is from RefSeq and is a predicted model, not a curated record. NCBI's taxonomy places the organism in Eukaryota, Metazoa, Arthropoda, Arachnida, Ixodida, Ixodidae. The transcript is spliced from 4 exons. Gene Ontology annotation, cellular component: cytoplasmic side of plasma membrane. Gene Ontology annotation, molecular function: lipid carrier activity; enzyme activator activity. Gene Ontology annotation, biological process: lipid transport; ganglioside catabolic process. The coding region runs from base 1 to 558 and encodes 185 amino acids.